Cylicostephanus goldi is the source of this 525-nucleotide messenger RNA. NCBI's taxonomy places the organism in Eukaryota, Metazoa, Nematoda, Chromadorea, Rhabditida, Strongylidae. The record is from the annotation of a GenBank genome assembly.
AUGGACGAUGGUCGCAUUGAAGUAUUCAAGGUGGACAUUCCUGAUGAACAGGUUGACAACUUGAAGUCACUUAUUCGACCUGAUCGUCUAUCACAUCCUCUGGAAGAUUGCGAAAAAUCGCAAACUAGACAUGAUCUCAUGCGAAAUCUUUCCAAAGUAAUGAGUUCAUUCGACUGGAAGCAGCAUCAGCAUUUUCUGAACACUUUCAAGCAAUAUAGGACCGAGAUUGAAGGAUUACAAAUUCACUUUUUACGGGUUUCCUUACCAAAGGAGAAAGGAAAGGAUACCAUACCGAUUUUGUUACUGCAUGGUUUUCCUGGAAGCUAUUGGGAUUUCUACAAAGUAAUUCCAAUUCUUACAAAUCCUGUCCGAUUCGGAUUCGAUUUUGGAGUGAAGAGACCGUUUCAAUUCGAAGUCAUUGUGCCGAGCCUUCCAGGAUUUUUAUUUUCUUCAAAACCUUCGAAGAAAGGUAAGAUGAAGCUCAGUGUGCUCAACUCACUCAUAGUGCUUGACAAACUUUCCUAG